This is a messenger RNA of Cladophialophora psammophila CBS 110553, 699 nucleotides long. RefSeq lists its product as uncharacterized. Bases 1 to 699 code for a protein of 232 amino acids. The record is from RefSeq and is a predicted model, not a curated record. Lineage: Eukaryota; Fungi; Ascomycota; Eurotiomycetes; Chaetothyriales; Herpotrichiellaceae. The transcript has a single exon. Gene Ontology annotation, biological process: transcription initiation at RNA polymerase II promoter. Gene Ontology annotation, cellular component: transcription factor TFIIE complex.
AUGUCGGCCUUCUACGCGCCGCCGGUGACCGAUCCGGCGGGCACAGACGUGCGCACGAACGCCGUCUACGCAGUCGGGCGAUUGCGCGAAAAGUUCCCUGAACGCAUUUCUGCCUCCGAUCUGAUCACCUUUGUCUUACCUGUCCAGCGACGUGAUGAGACCACCGUCCAACACUUUCUGGCGGUUCUCAACGCCAACUCGAAAGUCACAUAUGACAAGGAAACGGACAGCUUCUUGUUCAAACCCGAACACAACAUCACCGAUGCAGACUCCCUGCUCCAGUUCCUGCAGAAGCAAGAGACGGCAAUGGGGAUCCAGGUGUCGAAACUGAAAGACGGCUGGGCUGACGUCGAAGAGGCAAUUGACAAACUCGAGGCCGAGCACCGCUUGCUGGUGACUCGCAACAAGAAGGAUCAUCACCCGCGCAUGGUCUGGAUCGACGACCCCACCCUGCAAGCACCGCUGGACCAAGAAUUCAAGGAUCUCUGGAACCAGAUCCCGUUACCGAGCGUGGAGGACACGAUCAAAGAGCUUCGUAAAAUGAAUCACAAGUCCACGGGCGAGCCGGCUAGGACGGACCUCGCCGUGAAACCCAAGGAGAAAAAGAGGAAAGUCCGCAGAGGCCAGAAAAUCACCAACGUGCACAUGCAGGGUCUAUUUAGGGAUUACUCGGAAAAGAAACCAGACGUUAAGAAGUAA